AAACGAAAAGUUGGGCUGACGGAGGCCCAGACGAUUUAAACUACCACUACUCCAUCGUUUCUCCAUUUCAAGCUUUGUUUCCCAAUCACACACCGACCUGGGAACUCCCGACUCACUGCAAACUCACCGAUCAAAACUUUUCCAAAAGAAAAGCUGAAAGAUGGGAAGUCUAGGGAAAGCCAUAUACGCCGUCGGAUUUUGGAUUCGCGAGACUGGCCAAGCCCUCGAUCGCCUCGGGUGUCGCCUCCAAGGCAACUACUUAUUUCAAGAGCAACUUUCUAGGCAUCGGGCUCUGAUGAACAUAUUUGAUAAAGAACCUGUGGUUGACAAGGAUGCAUUUGUGGCCCCCAGCGCCUCUGUCAUUGGUGAUGUUCGGGUGGGAAGAGGAUCAUCUAUUUGGUAUGGAUGUGUUUUAAGGGGGGAUGUCAACAGCAUUAGUGUUGGAUCUGGAACUAAUAUACAAGACAACUCCCUUGUGCAUGUGGCAAAGUCUAAUCUAAGUGGAAAAGUGCUACCAACCAUAAUUGGGGACAAUGUUACUGUUGGUCAUAGUGCUGUUUUACAUGGCUGUACUGUUGAGGAUGAGGCAUUUGUCGGCAUGGGAGCAACACUUCUUGAUGGUGUAGUUGUGGAGAAACAUGGUAUGGUUGCUGCUGGAGCCCUUGUCAGACAAAAUACAAGGAUCCCUACUGGGGAGGUGUGGGGAGGCAAUCCUGCAAAGUUCCUGAGGAAGCUAACUGAUGAAGAGAGAUCAUUUAUUUCUCAAUCAGCCACCAAUUAUACCAACCUUGCACAGGUACAUGCAGCUGAGAAUGCAAAGCCCUUCGACGAAAUUGAAUUUGAGAAAGUUCUCCGCAAGAAGUUUGCUCGUAGGGAUGAAGAGAAUGACUCAAUGCUGGGCGUGGUACGUGAAACUCCCCCACAACUAAUUCUUCCAGAUAAUGUCCUACCAGAUAAAGAACGGAAGUCUUCUCAAAAAUAAAACUUUUUCACAAGUUUUUUCUUGUUUGCUUCAUUCAAGCCUUGAGAUUUGGAAUCAAGGAAUAUUUGUUGUUUAGUGAAAUUACAUGGCAGAGGGAUGAUUUUCUUUCCCAAUAAUUCGGAACAUGAUUUUCUUCCCCUUUUAGCUUUAAGCUCUACUCUUUGUAGGUUACUCUGAGACUCGUUUCAUAACCGGAGGAAUCUAUUUUAAUGUCUAAUGCUCCUUGUACCUAAGAUGCUUAAUUUUC
This is a messenger RNA of Durio zibethinus, 1229 nucleotides long. Its product is annotated as gamma carbonic anhydrase 1, mitochondrial-like. Lineage: Eukaryota; Viridiplantae; Streptophyta; Magnoliopsida; Malvales; Malvaceae. The record is from RefSeq and is a predicted model, not a curated record.